AAUGAAUGGUAUUCUUAUAUUUUGACAACGAACGCACGUAAACAUUAGUAUACUUUAAUAACUAUUUUUCGAACGAUUUGUCGUUUUAUUCUCUAAAUCAUUUUGAAUUUCUACUAUUUAGAAUAUAAUAAUGAAUACUAAUUAUGAAAGCGGUGUACUACAAAAUAAACAUCCUAGAUUUAAAAUACUACAAUUACAAAAUUACGUUAUUGAUUACGAUACCGGAGGAUUUGUAAAGUUUAAGCUCUAUGAAAAUUCAAAAUCACGACCGCUACCAGAAGAGAAACAACGUAGCAGUUUUGACGGCUAUAUGGACUAUUUACUUUACUGCUUCAGUUUGACUGGAAGUCUAGCCAACUUAACAAGAUUCCCAUACUUAGCAUAUUCAUACAAUGGAUGCUCAUUUUUGAUCAAAUUCUUGAUACUGGUCUUGCUGAUCGGUGUUCCGUGGUGUUUCAUGGAAAUCGCCGUUGGUCAGUAUUCGGGCAGAGGUCCGACGGUGAUUGGCGACAUGGUGCCCAUCGGAAAAGGCGUAGCGGUGGCCAUGGGUUACAUCUGUUUUUUAAACGUUAUCUGUUAUAGCCCCAUACAAUCUAGAUGUCUCUAUUACAUGUUUUGGUCGUUGCUGAGAUUCGAUUAUCUGCCAUGGGAGCAGUGUUCGUCCAUGAACGACUCAUUGUGCAUAACCAAUGACAGGUACCUGGAAAAAUGCGGGCACAAGUCGGUUGGUCUCGAUUUGCAAGUGCCCGCCGAGAAUUUCUAUCAGUAUAAAAUUGUAGAGAUGGACGGAGGCUUUCUCUACGGUGGAGUCGGUAAAUUCAACGAACCAUUAUUGACUUGUCUUGCAAUUUCAUGGGCCAUCAACUACCUAUUACUUACUGCAUCCAAUAAAUCGAUGCAAUACGUGAAGAUUUUCGGUUCGAUCGCGCCGUUUGCUUUGCUAGCGUUCGUGUCGUCCGCCAUAAUGACCGACAACGAUGCAUGGGGUGGUUUUAAUCUACUGUUUGACACGAGUACAAUCGACUUUCUAGACCUUCAGGCGUUUAUAUUUCAGUCGUGGCGGAGGGCCGCGGAACAAGUGCUGUACUCUUUGGAUGUCGGCACAGGCCACUUGAUCAUUUACGGAGCGAACCGCAGUUUUCACAACAACAUAUUAGGUGGAGUGCUUUUGGUAACUUUGCUGGACACUAUUUGUGCCGUGACCGCUACUAUAGUCGUAUUCGGUACGGCAAAUAUCGUAGCUUGUAAAUAUCACAUCCAGUUCAGUAUGGUGUUUAAAUCCGGUCCUGGUAUGUUUUUUGUCUGUAUCUCACGUGUCCUCGCCGAUCUACCCUUACCGAGAUUGAUGAGUUUCAUAUCGUUUUUUACUUUGUUUGUCAUCUGCAUACUUACACAGCUAUCCUUCUUGAAUCCUGUGAUUUAUUUAUGGAACGUUUAUUUCCCAAACCACAGCCAUGAACAACCUCACAGACGCGCUUGUAUAUUGUGUGGCGCGAUGUUCAUACUAUCGUUAGUAACAGUGACUAAUGGAGGUGAAAUGAUUAUAUCAAUAUUGGAUGAUAUAGGAUCUGCCAUGGGAAUACUCAUGAUCACAACUUUUGAAGUUAUAUUGAUAUUUGGCAUUUAUGGUGUAAGCGAAUUUUGCGUCGAUCUGGCGUUCAUGUCGAAUAAGCCACCUUCUAUCCUACUGAAGUUACUGUUCAUCGGUGGUCCGGUGUUUACGAUCAACAUUAUGCUUGCAUGUAGUUUCUCUUGGAUUUCGCCGAGUUUUCAGAAUGUAAGUUAUCCACUAACGAUGUACAUAAUAGCAUGGAUAGCAGCAAUGUUAACGUUAAUGAUAAUGAUGUUCACGGCUAUUUACACAAUUGUCAAAUUCGCAAGAAAAAAAAAUUUUUUUGGAUCAUUCGAACCUACUGAUCGAUGGGUACCUGACCUAAAUGAUUUAUUGAUUAAUAAUGAACUGAACUCAAUGCAAUUUGAAGAAGAAAAAAUGAUUUAUGACGAUUCUAACCAGUUAAUAUUUGGGAUUGGAAAACCUAAAAUAUGCACAAAAAUAGACAAAGCAACACAAACAAAUGAAACAAAUAAUCAACAGUUAGAACAUAUUGGAAUAUCAAAUCAUUUAUUACAACAAUUUUAUUUGGAAAUAUUGAAGACCACUAAUACACCGUUUGAGAUUGAAAGGAGACAUAAUGAAACCCAAGUACUUGCUUGGAACAACACGAGAUGCACGGAACAUUUAGUUGAAAUAGGACUAAUGGAAAAAUAUACUCAAACUGACUAGGUAUUGUAAAUUUUACAGCCUCAUCUAGUGGUAAAUAAGAUGUUACCAUCUCUACGUCGUUUCCGUAUAGAAAAUAUUCAUAUCGAAAGACUCCACGACGGU
This is a messenger RNA of Aphis gossypii (cotton aphid), 2386 nucleotides long. RefSeq names its product sodium-dependent proline transporter-like. NCBI's taxonomy places the organism in Eukaryota, Metazoa, Arthropoda, Insecta, Hemiptera, Aphididae. Gene Ontology annotation, biological process: sodium ion transmembrane transport. The transcript has 14 exons. Gene Ontology annotation, cellular component: membrane. The record is from RefSeq and is a predicted model, not a curated record. Gene Ontology annotation, molecular function: L-amino acid transmembrane transporter activity. The coding region runs from base 131 to 2284 and encodes 717 amino acids.